UGUUUGAUUAGAUUAUUACAGAUUAUAGAUUCUUUCGUUUAAAAAUUCAAGACCCAAGUUGAAACUUUCAAUUUUAAAAUGAAUACUAUUGAUAGUUAAUUAUUUUAAUACCUAUGACGUCAAAAAAUCUGAAACUUAUAAAAGGUUCGUAAUAAACUUACUACACUUGCGCCGCCCAAAACAGUAGGUACCUACACAUCUUAAAUAUGCGAAUUACCUACCUUGUCCACUUGAUGUAAUUACGCAUAACAAGACACAACAAGAUCAUAAUAUCGUAAUAUUAACAACAUGGACAAAAACGAUGCUGAUGUGGGACGCGAGACAACCGUGCACUGGUUCCGGAAAGGUAUGCGUCUGCACGACAACCCCGCGUUCAAGUUAUCGUGUGAAGCGAAGAACAGUAACGGUGAGCGUUACAAGCUCAGGCCCAUUUACAUACUGGACCCUUAUUUCCGCAAAUACAUACGGGCGGGUGCGAAUCGCUGGAGGUUCUUGCAACAGAGUCUCGUGGACUUGGACACUACGCUCCGGAAACUGGGUACGCGACUGUACGUUAUCAGAGGGUUGCCACACGAAGUCUUUCCAGACUUGUUUGCCAAAUGGAAUGUAAAACUGUUGACUUUCGAGUUAGACACCGAGCCGUAUGCUCGCGAGAGAGACAAUCAAGUGGAACAACUGGCCAGAAAACAUGGUGUUAAAGUAGAACAAAAGGUCUCUCACACUAUUUAUAACACUGAACUUGUACUCAGGGCAAAUGGAGGCAGCGUUCCAAUGACUUAUCAGAAAUUUGUAUCUGUUGUCGGCUCGAUGCCAACUCCUCGUCGACCAAUACCUGCACCAGAUAUGUUGCCUUCUGAGUGUCUACUUGAUGAUGACUUAAACAACCCAGAGUUUGAUGUGCCGACUCUGGACGAAUUGUUAACAUUAAAGGGUUUCAACCCUGCAGAACUUAAACCGUGUUUGUAUCCUGGUGGAGAAAAAGAAGCUCUCAGGCGUUUGGAAGAAUAUAUGAAAAACAAGACAUGGGUAUGUAAAUUUGAAAAACCAAAUACAUCACCGAAUAGCCUAAAGCCCAGCACUACUGUACUAAGUCCGUACAUGAAAUUUGGGUGUUUAUCGGCUAGUCAUUUUUAUUACAGAUUAAAAGAAGUUAUCGGUAAUAGCCCUCAUUCUAAACCUCCUGUAUCUCUGAUUGGUCAGUUGUAUUGGAGAGAGUUUUAUUAUACUGUUGGUGCUUCAACUCCCAAUUUUGAUAAAAUGGUUGGCAAUUCAAUUUGCUGUCAGGUACCAUGGGACAACAACCCUGAUGCGCUAGAAGCCUGGACAAAUGGUAAGACAGGAUAUCCAUUCAUUGAUGCCAUCAUGAGACAGCUGAGAGAUGAAGGUUGGAUACACCAUUUAGCCAGACAUGCUGUUGCAUGUUUUUUAACCCGAGGAGACCUAUGGAUAUCUUGGGAAAAGGGUUUAGCUGUAUUUGAAGAAUUAUUGCUUGAUGCUGAUUGGUCAAUGAACGCUGGGAAUUGGAUGUGGUUGUCAGCGUCAGCUUUUUUCCAUCAAUUUUUUAGAGUCUACAGUCCAGUUGCAUUUGGUAAGAAGACUGAUAAAAGUGGUGAUUACAUCAGAAAAUAUAUCCCAGAAUUGGCCAAAUAUCCAGAUCAGUAUAUAUAUGAACCAUGGUCGGCACCGAAGUCCAUUCAAGAAAGAGCUGGUUGUGUAGUUGGAGUGCAUUAUCCAAAACGAGUGGUAGUGCACGAAGAUGUAUACAAAAAUAAUAUUGCAAAAAUGUCAUUGGCUUAUAAGAGUACCAAAGCUGGCAAGAGUUCCAAUACUAAAAAAUCUAGAGAUAUGUCAACAUCCCCCGAUAAGAAAAAUAUAAAAAAACCUAAAUUAAAAUGAUUGUUAUGUUGUUCAGUUACCCAAUUUGUUUUGGAUAAAUAAUUGCUCAUGUGAUCUUCAGUAUUUUAACCACUUUUUGAAUUAUAUUUUUGUUAUAGGUACUGUACGUCAACUCUGAAAUGUAUACUAUUAUUUUCAAUAUUUGUCAUGUAUUUACUAUUUUUUUA
This is a messenger RNA of Acyrthosiphon pisum (pea aphid), 2063 nucleotides long. It is a transcript of the gene phr6-4, whose product is annotated as (6-4)-photolyase. Gene Ontology annotation, biological process: circadian regulation of gene expression; entrainment of circadian clock by photoperiod. Gene Ontology annotation, molecular function: DNA binding; FAD binding; deoxyribodipyrimidine photo-lyase activity. The transcript has a single exon. NCBI's taxonomy places the organism in Eukaryota, Metazoa, Arthropoda, Insecta, Hemiptera, Aphididae. Gene Ontology annotation, cellular component: cytoplasm; nucleus. The coding region runs from base 289 to 1896 and encodes 535 amino acids. The record is from RefSeq and is a predicted model, not a curated record.